Molecule: messenger RNA, 180 nt
Organism: Amoebophrya sp. A120
Lineage: Eukaryota; Dinophyceae; Syndiniales; Amoebophryaceae
Source: the annotation of a GenBank genome assembly
AGCGGUAAAAAGGGUGCAUGUGUAAACCCGGUGAAGACAUCAUCCUGCUCCACGCCAGCGCCACCAUCUUCGCACGGCACGAUUCUGAAACCCGCGGGAACGUCGGUGCAGCUCGUCCGGGAACGACAGCACGAUAUUCUGCCGGCGGACAUGAGUAGAAGCGGAGGCAGUUGUUCGAAC